Messenger RNA from Vigna unguiculata (cowpea), 990 nucleotides. RefSeq lists its product as uncharacterized. NCBI's taxonomy places the organism in Eukaryota, Viridiplantae, Streptophyta, Magnoliopsida, Fabales, Fabaceae. Gene Ontology annotation, biological process: DNA repair; telomere maintenance. The record is from RefSeq and is a predicted model, not a curated record. Gene Ontology annotation, molecular function: DNA helicase activity.
AUGUGGAAAACACUGUCAGCAACAUUUCGUUGUGAAGGUAAAAUUGUACUAACUAUUGAUUCAAGUGGAAUAGCUUCUCUAUUACUACCAGGAGGAAGAACAACACAUUCUAAAUUUAAGAUACCAGUACCAACACUAGAUAAUUCAGUUUGUAACAUUGAACAAGGAUCUGAAGCUUCAGAGUUCUUAAAGAAAGCUAAAAUUAUUAUUUGGGAUGAAGCUCCAAUGGCGCACAAAUUUUGUUUUGAAGCUUUAGAUAGAACUCUAAAUGACAUAAUGAGUGGUAUGAGAAAAGAGAAUUCCAUUUUUGGAGGAAAAGUGAUAGUAUUCGAAGGUGACUUUAGGCAAAUCCUUCUUAUUAUACCAGGAGGUUUACAAAGCAGUACUGCAUGCGAGAUUCUAGAAUUCUCUGAUUGGAUUGUUAAAAUUGGUGAUGGGGAAGAAAAAGAAUAUCUUAGUUCUGAUUCAGUGGAUGCUUACAACGCUAUCACUUUUGAGUUCCUAAAUUCACUUACUAUGUCUAGACUUGUUAACCAUAGAAUCAAACUAAAGAUUGAAGUACCAAUAAUGCUUUUGAGGAACUUGGACCAAGCUGAAGGAUUAUGCAAUGGAAGCAGAUUAAUCGUGACUAGACUUGCAAACCAUGUCAUAGGUGCUAAGUUGAUAAUAGGUAACAAAGAUGGACAAGAAAUUUAUAUUCCUCGAAUGUCAAUGUCGCCCUCCCAAUCCCCAUGGCCAUUUAAGCUAAUUAGAAAGCAAUUUCCCAUCAUGCUGCUAUAUGCAAUGACAAUAAACAAAUCUCAAGGGCAGUCACUAGAUUUUGUUAGAUUGUAUUUGCCGACACCCGUAUUUAGCAACGAUAAGCUCUACAUUGCAGUUUCUAGAGUUCAAAGUAAAUCUGGAUUAAAGAUAUUAAUCCAUGACAAUGAGAACAAACCUUCUAGCAAAACAACAAAUGUUGUUUACAAAGAAGUGUUCCAAAAUGUAUAG